Nakaseomyces glabratus is the source of this 2175-nucleotide messenger RNA. RefSeq names its product transcription factor IIF subunit TFG1 (gene TFG1). The record is from RefSeq and is a predicted model, not a curated record. Gene Ontology annotation, biological process: positive regulation of transcription elongation by RNA polymerase II; transcription initiation at RNA polymerase II promoter. NCBI's taxonomy places the organism in Eukaryota, Fungi, Ascomycota, Saccharomycetes, Saccharomycetales, Saccharomycetaceae. Gene Ontology annotation, molecular function: RNA polymerase II general transcription initiation factor activity; DNA binding; TFIIF-class transcription factor complex binding. Gene Ontology annotation, cellular component: transcription factor TFIIF complex; nucleus.
AUGAGCUCGGGACGUGGGAUUAGGACCGCCGGUGGGAGAUCCGGUGACGGGCCCAGCGAUGCAUCGCCAUUCAUCAAGCCGGACAGGAUGCGCAGGAACUUCCUGAGGAACAGGCGGAACAAGAACAUCAUGGUGAAGAAGAACGACCCUGAGGACAUAGAGUCCCGCGAGAAGAUGAUGCUGAUGGGCGGUGUCGAGGGUGUCAAGCAGGAGGAAGUCAAGCCAGACCUGAGUGCGCUGAAGGACAAGGAUAACGAGGUGUACAAUGAGUUCCCCUUGCGAGCAGUGAGCAGAGAAGCUCUGGAAAACAUGAGGACGCACUUGCUAAAGUUCCAGAGCAAGAAGAGGAUCCAGCCAACGGAAAACUUCCAUUUGCCUGUCAGAUUGCACAGAAAGGAUACCAGAAACUUGCAAUUCCAACUGACAAGAGCAGAAAUCGUGCAGAGACAGAAAGAAAUCGCAGAGUACAAGAAGAACCAAGACGGUUCCAAUGCUCAAAACAUGACAAAGCCAAAGACAACCCCGGCUGCUUUGACUGAUCACCCUACAGCAUCCAAUGCACCAGCAGCACCUUUGGUAAACUCCUCGGCCACCAUGCCCACAGGUGCUACUCCAACAGGCCAAGUCGUUGCUAGCGCUACGCCAACGCCUCAGGUGAGUCUCGAUGAGAAACCCAUGGGUGGCCCAGUUAAUGCAGUCUCUGCUAGUGCAACACCGGGCCCUGCCACAACGAAUGGUGCUACACCAGCAAACGGCACAACAGAUCCAGCACAGCCAACUGUACCAGGUGCUACUAUACUGGAGGAUGCAGGUCCAGCUGAGGACCCCACUAAAGUCGGUCUGGUUAAGUACGACGGUAAAGAAAUGGAUAGCGCAGACCUUGCCGAGGAGCCUACAGUAGAUCCAAUGGCUGAUGUGGCCCCUGAUGGAGGUGGUAGAGCGAAGAGAGGUGGUCUGAGAAGGAAAACACGUCAAUUGAAGGUACUAGAUGAAAAUGCUAAGAAACUGAGAUUCGAGGAAUUUUACCCUUGGGUCAUGGAAGAUUUCGAUGGUUACAACACAUGGGUAGGUUCUUAUGAGGCUGGUAAUUCUGACUCUUAUGUUCUAUUGAGUGUUGAAGAUGAUGGUAGUUUCACUAUGAUUCCUGCUGAUAAAGUGUACAAGUUUACCGCAAGAAAUAAGUAUGCCACAUUGACAAUCGAUGAAGCAGAAAAGAGAAUGGAUAAAAAGAGUGGUGAAGUCCCAAGAUGGUUGAUGAAACAUUUGGAUAAUAUAGGUACGACAACAACAAGAUAUGAUAGAACUAGAAGAAAACUGAAAGCAGUUGCCGAUCAGAGAACUGCGGACGAUGAAUAUAAUCAUAGUGAUAACUCAGAAAAUGAACUUGAUUAUGAUGAAGAAUUUGCGGAUGAUGAAGAAGCACCAAUAAUUGACGGUAAUGAACAAGAGAAUAAAGAAUCUGAGCAAAGAAUAAAGAAAGAAAUGCUACAGGCAAAUGCAAUGGGUUUGCGUGAUGACGAACAAGUAUCAGAAGCAGAAGAUACUGAACUCUUUGGUGAGAAGAAGAUUGAUGAAGAAGGUGAACGUAUUAAAAAAGCAUUACAAAAAACCGAAUUGGCUGCUUUGUAUUCUUCAGAUGAAGAUGAAAUAAAUCCUUAUCUAUCCGAAUCUGAUCUGGAGAAAGAGGACGAGGCAGAAAAGGAAGAAUCAGAAGAUUCUCAGUCGAAGAAGGGCUCUCCAAAGAAACAAGAGGGGAAAUCUAGACAAGGCACCCCAUCCGCACACACCGUAAGGGAGCAAAAUAUCAGAGUUAAGAGUAUAAAGGACUGUGUAAUAGUGCUUAAGGGUAAGCCAUCAUUGCUAACUAGCUUUCCUGCUGGGGCAUGGAAUCCUAAUGCUGUAUCUUUGAAGCGUACAGCUGAUGAAGUCUCCAUUAAAAAAGAACCAGGUUCCGAAUCGCCUAAUAAAAAAAUCAAGGUUGAAAAUGGUGAAAUUCCUUUGAUUACUGAACAAGAUAUAAUAAAUGCUAUGAGUGGUGGAAAGGUUAAUGUCAAAGAGUUCGGUAAAAAGAUAAGAAAAAUGUUUCCCGGUCCAGAAAACAAGAAACUUAUGUUCGUUCUUGUUAAGAAACUAUGCCGGAAAGUGGAUGACGAACAUAUGGAACUAAAAGCAUGA